Molecule: messenger RNA, 482 nt
Organism: Xenopus laevis (African clawed frog)
Lineage: Eukaryota; Metazoa; Chordata; Amphibia; Anura; Pipidae
Product: protein kinase C delta type-like
Exons: 4
Coding region: 3-482 (159 amino acids)
Source: RefSeq, a predicted model, not a curated record
CCAUGUAUUCCUAUGUCUCACCAAUUCUUCAUUUGUCUAACCAGCUGCAUGCCUUCUUCGUGCUCGAAUAUGCCAGCGGGGGAACACUGUACAAAGUGAUUGAAGAUCAAGGAAGUCUACCAAUGAAGAACAUCCAGUUCUACACUGCAGAGAUGGUGAUAGCCCUACAGUACCUUCACUCCAAUGGCAUCAUCCAUCGAGAUCUGAAGCCAGAAAAUAUCUUGGUGGAUAACAACGGGCACAUCAAAAUCUGUGACUUCGGCCUCGCUGUUGAGGGAGUGUUCGGUGGAAAGAAGAUCAGCGGAUUGACAGGAACACCUGGAUACCGUUGCACCGGAGGUCAGAAAUCUUUUCUAAUGUUUUGUCAUUGGAGAAGUACAAUGCUGGAGUGGACUGGUGGUCAUUCGGUGUCAUCAUGUACGAAAUGGCCACUGGCAGACAGCCAUUUGCCCAUCACUGGUUUCUGCACAGGAGCUGUUUGA